GCCCGACGUCACAAUCUUGGAAUCGCUGGCGCCAUCUAUGUUACUAGCCAACCUAUAGGGAAUUACGAAUUAGCGGCACUUAUACAAAGGAAGGAAGCGCAACUUUCAAUAUAUUUAUACAAUAUAUUUAUAUAACCAGCUAACCUACCUAGCUUCCGUUCUUCCAUCCAUACCUACUUUGGCUUCUUACUACCAUACCAUAUUCAUCUAUCUAUCUGUUGAAUCUAAAUAAAUCGCUUUUGAAUUUCAUCGUUGCCGAUACAAGUUUCAUCAUUUGUCAGACAUUUCCAAAAUGCGAGCAUACUGGUACGAUAACGCUCCUGGCGACCAGCGCCUACCCCAUGACUCAGGCAAGGACAUAGACGCCGCGGCGCUGGAGAAGCUGGGCGUGCUGUACUACAAGUACCCCGAAGUGUCGGCGGUGGACGCGCUGGCGCAGGACCGGGGCUACAAGAACCGCGACGAGAUCACGGUGUCGCCCGAGAAGAUGGGCGCCGUGUACGAGGACAAGGUCAAGUCCUUCUUCCACGAGCACCUGCACGAGGACGAGGAGAUUCGCUACAUCCGCGACGGCCAGGGGUACUUCGACGUCCGCAGCAAGGGCGACGAGUGGGUGCGCAUCCAGCUCGAGAAGGACGAUCUGAUUAUCCUGCCCCCAGGCAUCUACCACCGGUUUACUACGGAUGAGAGCAAUUAUAUCCAGGCGAUGCGCCUUUUCAAGGACGAGCCCAAGUGGACGCCCCUGAACAGGUCUAGUGAGCUGGACUCGAACAAGUUCCGCAAGGAGUACGUCGAACACUACCUGGAAGAAUGAAGGUUGGAGGAUAUUAGAAGGGAUGGAGGGGAUCGUGAAAAUGGGUUUCUGUAGGUUUCUUCAAGCUAGCGAAUGAAUGAGACAGUAGCAAAUAGUUUUGUGAAUAAAAGCCUCUUGAUGAUGUUACGCAUGAAAUGGAUAUUUACCAUCUAGAAGUUAUACCCAAGAAUACAUGGUCAGUGGUCACUACAUGUACUACUACUAUGUACGUAUGUAGAGCCAGUGAGCCACAAGUUCGGGAAACGAUAUUGCGGGGAUUAGUAAACUGCAUACCCCAGUUCGAUAGGUGCACAGGGAACCCCAAAUU
Messenger RNA from Hypoxylon fragiforme, 1121 nucleotides. Its product is annotated as Acireductone dioxygenase. Bases 293 to 814 code for a protein of 173 amino acids. The transcript has 3 exons. Gene Ontology annotation, molecular function: acireductone dioxygenase [iron(II)-requiring] activity. The record is from RefSeq and is a predicted model, not a curated record. NCBI's taxonomy places the organism in Eukaryota, Fungi, Ascomycota, Sordariomycetes, Xylariales, Hypoxylaceae.